This is a messenger RNA of Hibiscus syriacus, 2551 nucleotides long. Its product is annotated as diacylglycerol kinase 1-like. The transcript has 7 exons. Bases 153 to 2339 code for a protein of 728 amino acids. The record is from RefSeq and is a predicted model, not a curated record. NCBI's taxonomy places the organism in Eukaryota, Viridiplantae, Streptophyta, Magnoliopsida, Malvales, Malvaceae. Gene Ontology annotation, molecular function: ATP-dependent diacylglycerol kinase activity.
GGAUAAUGACAUGGAUCUUGAUUUCUAUAGUUAACAUAUAGCUUGUUUUUCCUUUUUUCGGGUAAGGAGUCUUGGUAUUGAUAUUUAUAUUCGGUGACUAGCGGCUGUGGUGUUUGUUAGCCACAUUAGAAUGCAAUAAUAUAAGUUUGAAGAUGGAUGAAGAACGAAUGUUGCAUCCCAGUUGGAUGGGCAAAAAUCCAGCCGAAAUGGCGGCUGAUUCACAGUUCUUCAUUUUCUCUUGUGUUAUUGCUGGCCUAGUUGGUAUUUUAACUAUAGUUUAUACAGCUUUCCAGUGGAGAAGAAAUAUAAACUUAAGUUGGAUGAAAGCUGUAGCCAGGUCGAAGAAAAACCCUAAGGCCAAGCAUAAGGUUCCUGUGGCUCCUCAUACUUGGGAGUUGGAAUCUGUAUCCCGCGCAAAGAAUUUAAAUUGCUGUGCUUGCUUAAAGCCAAUGUCUCCUUCUCAAACCCUAGGGCCUAUGAUUUCUUCAGAUAGUUUCAUUCACCGUUGUAGCAUCUGUGGCACAGUGGCUCACUUGAGCUGCUCUUCGAGUGCACACAAGGAUUGCAAGUGUGUAUCUAUGAUUGGCUUUGAUCAUGUGAUGCAUCAGUGGGCAGUUCGAUGGGCAGAUCUUACUGAUCAACCUGAUGAAGCUUCAUUUUGUAGCUAUUGUGACGAGUCAUGUAGCGGGUCUUUCCUUGGUGGAUCUCCUAUAUGGUUUUGCUUGUGGUGCCAACGACUCCUACACGUGGACUGUCACAGUAGUAUGUCUAACGAAACUGGUGAUAUUUGUGAUUUAGGUCCAUUUAGAAGGCUGAUUCUCUCACCUCUUUACGUGAAGGAGUUGAGUCCCAAUUCUGGAUUUCUUAGCUCUCUCACACAUGGUGCAAAUGAGCUUGCUUCUUCAGUACGGGCCACCAUUAGGAGUCAGAGCAAGAAGCAGCGGCAUAAUAGUGAAACAUCUUUCGAUACAGGUAGUAACAACAGCUUCUGCGACAUAGCCACAGAGAGUACUGCCGAUAUCCAAGAAAAUAUAAAUGGUUCUCAUGCAAUUGAAGAGAACUGCAACGGUGGCAUGAAUCCGGGAACCCCACGCCUGAAUGGUGGCAUUGAUAAGAACGUUGAGAAAAAGCCUAGUUUCAAAAGAAGUGGAUCGAUUAACCAGAAAGACGAGUCUCAUGCAUUAAGGAUGAAGCAGAAAUAUGAGCUGGUUGAUCUGCCACCAGAUGCAAAACCAUUACUAGUCUUCGUCAACAAGAAGAGUGGCGCACAGCGUGGAGAUUCCCUUAAGCAGCGCUUGAACCUUCUUUUGAAUCCUGUUCAGGUUUUUGAACUAAGUUCAACACAGGGACCAGAAAUGGGACUUUUUUUAUUCAGAAAGGUGCCUCACUUGAGAAUACUUGUAUGUGGGGGAGAUGGAACUGUUGGAUGGGUUCUUAAUGCUGUAGACAAGCAGAAUUUUGUUUCUCCGCCACCAGUUGCGAUUCUCCCUGCUGGAACUGGAAAUGAUCUUGCCAGGGUUCUAUCGUGGGGAGGUGGCUUGGGCUCAGUGGAGAGACAAGGAGGCCUUUGCACAGUGUUGCAAGAAAUAGAGCAUGCUGCAGUGACCAUCCUUGACCGCUGGAAAGUGGCUAUUCUGAACCAGCAGGGGAAGCAACUUCAACCUCCAAAGUUUAUGAACAACUAUCUUGGAAUUGGUUGUGAUGCAAAGGUUGCUUUGGAUAUUCACAACUUAAGAGAGGAGAAUCCAGAGAAGUUCUAUAAUCAGUUUAUGAAUAAAGUGCUUUAUGCAAGAGAAGGUGCUAAGAGUAUCAUGGAUAGGACAUUUGCAGAUUUUCCUUGGCAAGUUAGAGUAGAGGUGGAUGGUGUCGAAAUAGAAGUUCCUGAGGAUGCAGAAGGUGUACUUGUUGCAAACAUCGGAAGCUACAUGGGGGGUGUUGAUCUUUGGCAUAAUGAGGAUGAUACGUAUGAUAAUUUCAAUCCUCAGUCAAUGCAUGAUAAAGUACUGGAGGUUGUCAGCAUAUCUGGGACCUGGCACCUCGGAAAACUGCAGGUGGGGUUGUCUCGCGCUCGAAGACUUGCACAGGGACAUUCGAUUAAGAUACAACUCUUUGCCGCAUUGCCUGUUCAAAUUGAUGGAGAACCUUGGUUUCAGCAGCCUUGCACAUUGUCGAUUUCACAUCAUGGACAGGCCUUCAUGUUGAGGAGGACAGCCGAGGAACCUCUAGGUCAUGCAGCCGCCAUAAUGACCGAUGUGCUCGAGACUGCCGAAACGAAUCACGUGAUUAACGCGUCUCAGAUGCGAGUCCUUCUUCAAGAAAUGGCAUUAAGGCUGACUUAAUGCUGUUUUUUAUUGCACUAAAUACCAAUAUAUCAUCUCCGUUUCUUUGUUUUUCUUUUCUUUUGGCAAAGCUUGUUGUCGAAGCGUGUGUUUGUAUAUGAAUCUUGUCAAAAACAUUAAAUACUAAAGAAGCCCUUCAGAUGUAAAAAAGGGUAUAAUUUUGGGAAAAUACGGAUUUUUAGGUGAAAUGUGUACCCUAUUCGUUUGCUCAA